Etheostoma spectabile (orangethroat darter) is the source of this 4319-nucleotide messenger RNA. RefSeq names its product eukaryotic translation initiation factor 4, gamma 2b (gene eif4g2b). Gene Ontology annotation, cellular component: eukaryotic translation initiation factor 4F complex. The record is from RefSeq and is a predicted model, not a curated record. Gene Ontology annotation, molecular function: translation initiation factor activity; mRNA binding; protein binding. The transcript has 21 exons. Bases 1 to 2823 code for a protein of 940 amino acids. NCBI's taxonomy places the organism in Eukaryota, Metazoa, Chordata, Actinopteri, Perciformes, Percidae.
AUGGAGUGUGAGGAGGACGGGGGUACAGUGUGCACGUCUGGAGCACCGUUUCCCCCAUCCCCUCCUCUUAUUAUUAUUCUUUUGAAUAUUCUUCAUUGUCAAGCCGCCAAAGUGGAGAGUGCGAUUGCAGAAGGGGGUGCUUCUCGUUUCAGUGCUUCUUCGGGGGGAGGAGGUGGUAGGGGCGCACCUCAGCACUAUCCCAAGACUGUCGGCAACAGCGAGUUCCUGGGGAAAACCCCAGGGCAAAGCGUUCAGAGAUGGGUUCCUUCACGAAGCACUAGACGAGAUGUCAACUCCAGUAAUGAAAAAGAGCGACACGAUGCAAUCUUCAGGAAAGUGAGGGGCAUACUCAACAAACUCACGCCUGAGAAGUUUGACAAGCUAUGCCUUGAGCUCCUGAAUGUGGGCGUAGAUUCAAAACUCGUCCUUAAAGGAAUCAUCUUGCUGAUUGUAGACAAAGCCCUAGAAGAGCCCAAGUAUAGCUCGCUCUAUGCUCAGCUAUGUCUGCGCUUGGCAGAGGACGCACCAAACUUUGAUGGCCCUUCAUCUGAGAUCCAAACAUCCCAAAAGCAGAGCACAACCUUCAGAAGACUACUGAUUUCCAAACUUCAAGAUGAAUUUGAAAACCGCACCAGAAAUGUUGAAAUCUAUGACAAACAUGACAACCCUCUUACUUCUGAGGAGGAGGAGCAGCGUUCCAUUGCCAAGAGCAAGAUGCUUGGCAACAUUAAAUUCAUCGGGGAACUUGGUAAACUCGACCUCAUCCACGAAUCUAUCCUUCAUAAGUGCAUCAAAACACUUCUGGAAAAGAAGAAGAGAGUCCAGCUCAAGGAUAUGGGGGAGGAUCUGGAGUGCCUCUGUCAGAUAAUGAGAACCGUGGGGCCGAGACUCGACCAUGAGAAAGCAAAGUCUUUAAUGGAUCAGUAUUUUGGCCGUAUGCGAUCCUUAAUGAACAACAAGGAGUUGCCUGCUAGGAUCCGCUUCCUGCUGCAAGACACAGUGGAACUGCGCAUAAACAACUGGGUCCCCCGCAAGGCCUUCAUUGACAACGGACCAAAGACGAUUCACCAGAUCCGUCAGGAGGCAGUGAAAGAUUUGGGUGUUUUCAUCCCAGCACCCAUGUCUCAGGGGAUGAGGAUGGACUUCUUCCUGGAAAGCCCCUUCAUGCCCAACAGAAUGAAACUGGACAGGGAGACUCUCGGGGGAUUGGCCGAUAUGUUUGGGCAGAUGCCAGGCAGUGGGAUUGGAACUGGCCCGGGGGUCAUUCAAGAUAGGUACUCGCCCACUAUGGGGCGCCAUCGCACCAACCCACUCUUCAAUGGCCACAGUGGCCACAUCGUCCCUCAACCACAGUCACAGUUUGAUGCAGGGCCAAAGUCUUUUGUUAAGUCCAACCAGGUUCAGAACCAGCAUUUCCUCAACCAGAACCAGAACCACAUGGCCCAGCAGCAGGUCCCGUCCAAGGACAUGCCUCCACGAUUCAGCAAGAAAGGACAGCUCAAUGCAGAUGAGAUCAGCCUCCGGCCUGCUCAGUCAUUCCUCCUCAACAAGAACCAGGUACCCAAACUCCAGCCCCAGAUCCCCACCAUGAUGCCUCCCAGCGCCCAGCCCCCACGUACUCAAACCCCCCCUCUGGGACAGCCUCCACAGCUUGGCCUGAAGACCAACCCUCCGCCCAUCCAAGAGAAACCUCAGAAGAUCAACAAGAAACCACCUCCUGCCAAGGAGGAACUGCUUAAAAUGACGGAGGCGAUGGUGACUGAGUACUUGAACAGUAAGAACUUGACCGAGGCUGUGAGCGGCGUGAGGGAGAUGAAGGCUCCCAAGCACUUCCUGCCGGAGAUGCUGAGUAAGAUCAUCGUGUGUUCCCUGGACCGUCCCGAUGAGGACAAGGAGCACGCUAGCACUCUGGUCCACACGCUCCGCACAGAGGGCCUCAUCACUGGAGAGAACUUCAUGCAGGCUUUCCUCAACGUCCUGGACCAGUGUCCCAAGAUCGAGCUGGACGUGCCCCUGGUGAAGUCCUACCUGGCCCAGUUUGCGGCUCGGGCCAUCAUCGCAGAGCUGGUGAGCGUGGCGGAGCUGGCUCACCCCCUGGAGAACGGCACACACUUCCCCCUCUUCCUGCUUUGCCUGCAACAGACGGCCAAGCUGAAGGACCGCGAGUGGCUCACCGAUCUCUUCCAGCAGAGCAAGGUCAACAUGCAGAAGAUGCUCCCAGAAAUCGAUCAGAACAAGGACCGCAUGCUGGAGAUCCUGGAGGGGAAGGGCCUGAGCUUCCUGUUCCCGCUGCUGAAGCUGGAGAAGGAGCUGCUGAAACAGAUAACGGCAGACCCCUCUCCACAGUCCAUCUACAAGUGGAUUAAAGACAACAUCUCACCCAAGCUUCACACUGACAAAGGCUUUGUCAACAUCCUCAUGACCAGUUUCCUCCAGUACAUCUCCCAGGAGCUGUGCAUGGGCGAGGCCGACGAGCAGCUGGCCGCCCCAUCCAAAGAGCAACUGGAGCAGGAGAAACAGCUGCUGCUGGCCUUCAAACCCGUCAUGCAGAAGUUCUUGCACGACCACACAGAGCUGCAGGUCAGCGCUCUCUACGCCUUGCAGGUGCACUGCAACAGCAGCGCCUUCCCUAAAGGCAUGCUGCUGCGCUACUUUGUCAACUUCUACGACAUGGAGAUCAUUGAAGAAGAAGCCUUCCUUGCAUGGAAAGAAGACAUUAGCCAGGAAUUCCCUGGAAAAGGAAAAUCUUUAUUCCAGGUCAACCAGUGGCUCACCUGGCUGGAGACAGCCGAGGAGGAGGAGUCAGAGGAGGAGGCAGAUUGAGAAACCAAGAAGAAGCAUUGUGGUGUAGAUCGACCUUAUCUUAUUAGUACACUCGCCUUUGUUCACUUUAUUUAACUCCAUUCUUAAUUUAACCACUUCCACGUGGCACUUAGCUGCUUCUGUUAGGCAAAUAUAAACGGAAAGCUUGUACCUGUAGGGCCUCAUGUGUUACCACCCGCACACCGUGACGAUGGGCUGAGAAGCAUUUGAUCUGUUGCCUAAUGGAUGUUUGAUUUUGGAUCUUGUGUCCUGAUCAGCUUCAUGAAAGUCUGGAGUGGCUCAACCAUCUGUUUUUUUGUUUUUUUUUGUCUUUUUUUCUUUUUGUCUUUUUUUCUUUUUAAAGUUUGUAUCUUUUUUUUUUUUUUCACUUGAUGUUUUUUUCCAUUUCUACUUAAUUUUACUGAUCGGAACUUCCCAAGUAGGAAACGGCUAUAUAAGAACAUGUAGGAUUUCUCCCUAAAUAAAUUGAAUGAGUGGUCAUCUUUGCUAAUGUUAGUUUAAAGACCAUUACCAAAAGGUCUUGUCAUGGAUUCCCUUCCAUCGCACUCAUGAUAUCCUUCAAAACAUAAAGGGAGAUUACAAAUCACCAGACAGGCUGCAGAGGGAUCUAUUUAGUCAAACAGACAAUAUGUGACCUUCAGCAUUUUGUUUCAGAAAGUGAGAGCCAAGCAUAAGCUGGCAAAGCAUUUCAACAUGAAUUAAUGUGUGUUUAGUCAACCUAUGCUUACUAAAAAAAAAACACGUUUCCGCUUUUUAAUUAAAUAAAAGUGCUCUUGUAGUCGCUGAUAAUGAGCAUCUUGCUUUCUUUGUGAUUUCCCUUUUUCGUUAUCUGUCCCUUUCUUGGAUGAGUGGUUGCAAUAUUCAACGAUCCUCAUAUUAUAAUAUUUCAAGAAGUUGUAAUCAUUGGUGUACCGCAGUAACGUUUCAAAGUUGCCUGUAUUUCUACCUCUUAGUAAGAUGGGCUUUUUUUUGUUUAUUGUGCUUGGAUAAUGAAAUCUACUAAGAAGAACCUAUUAUAGCCCAAGCAAAUGCUGAAGUUUUUGAUUUAGUCCUGGCCUAAUUGCACAAUAAAGCAGACUUUUCCUAAUACAUUUCACAAAAGAAAAGCUUGUUUUUAUUCAUUCAACAGCUCAGUUUCCUCUUUAAAAACGACAAGAUGGCCUUUCAGAGUUUCAUCUCACUCAGAAUUUGGAGUAACCGUGUGAAAGUGGCCCGUUUUAUUUCGAAUGCUCCAGUGUGCAAAAUGGAAGAAUUUAAUUUUAAAUGUUUGUCUUGAAUUGGCAAAGUGAAAGAAAACCGUUAACAUAGAUUAACCCCCCCUCCACUAAUCUUAAACUUAAAUGUGUCCAACUGCUAAAUAAGUUUGACAACUGUGCUGACAAGCCAUGCUUAUGUAUAAGACAGUGGAUUCGGAUCAUAUUGUAAGGUAUUCCAAAUUAUUGUGAACCUCCUAUCGCUUUAAUGUCAAUAAAGUCCAGUACAUGAGCACCAAAGCU